ACGACUGUUCAUAGAAAGUCAGCCUGUGGCCGAUAUAUAAAACACGGCAAAGAAUUACCGACUCACAAAGCCUUCCAUAUCAUCGUACAAUCAUGAAGGCAUUGGUUGUCGUAAGCGUCGUUUACUUUUGCGUAGCUCUAGCUGCCGAACCGGAGAAAAAAGAGGUUGCGGAGGAGAGUAAAAAACAGGAGAAACGAGGAAUAUUCGGCCUUGGAGACCACGGAGGCAAUUUUGGAGGAGGAGGAGACUUUGGUGGUCAUGAUUUAGGCGGCGGUUCGGGUGGUGGAUACGGGGGCGGUUAUGGGGGCGGUUACGGGGGCGGUUACGGAGGAGGUUACGGGGGCGGUUACGGGGGCAGUUACGACGGCGGCCACCACGAACACGUCAAAACAGUCGUUGUCGAAAAGAAAAUUCCAACCCCCUACGAAGUGGUUAAACACGUUCCUUACACCGUAGAGAAGAAAGUACCAUACGAAGUCAAGGUACCAGUACCCCAACCGUACGAGGUGAUGAAGAAAGUUCCAGUACCAGUCAAGGAGUAUAUCAAAGUACCCUACAUAGUACCACAACCCUAUGAAGUUAUCAAGAAAGUACCUUACGAAGUAAAAGUACCAGUACCAAGACCGUACGAAGUUAAAGUUCACGUUCCCCAGCCUUACACCGUCGAAAAGAAAAUCCCAGUACCAGUCAAAGUGCCAGUUCCUCAGCCCUACACAGUUUACAAGAAAGUACCAUACCCAGUCAAAGUAGAAGUACCAGUACCACAACCAUACACCGUAGAAAAGAAAGUACCUUACGAAGUCAAAGUACCAGUAGACAGACCUUACACCGUUCAUGUACCCAAGCCCUACCACGUCACCGUAGAGAAGCACGUACCAUACCCAGUAGACAAGCCAGUACCAUACGAAGUGAAAGUACCAAUCGAUAGGCCGUACCCCGUCUCAGUACCAAAACCUGUGCCUUACCCAGUCAAAGUACCGGUGCCACAACCCUACACCGUCGUGAGGAAAGUUCCAGUGGAGAUUGAGAAACCCGUCCCGGUACCAGUCAAGGUGCACGUCGACAAGCCUUACCCCGUUAUCAAGGAAGUACCUUACCCAGUGGAGAAAGAAGUUCCAUACCCCGUCAAGGUUCCGGUUGCGGUACCAGUGCAUGUACACGAACAUCAUGAUAUCGGUGGCGGAUAUGGUGGUGGGCAUGGGUACCACCACUAGUUGUUGAUAGAUCUUUGUAAUUGUUAUGUAAUGUAAUUCGCUGUUAAAGGUGAACAAAUACUCUAUGUCGACAUCUGCGUUUGAUUGUCAUUUCCUUAAAUGAAACCAGGAAGAAAGCAGUAUUAUUACUUAGAAAACUGUGUUGAUUAGUAUAUUUAUCUACUCUUAUAAUAAAUCAUUUCUGUAUA
Messenger RNA from Leptinotarsa decemlineata (Colorado potato beetle), 1402 nucleotides. RefSeq lists its product as uncharacterized. NCBI's taxonomy places the organism in Eukaryota, Metazoa, Arthropoda, Insecta, Coleoptera, Chrysomelidae. The record is from RefSeq and is a predicted model, not a curated record.